Messenger RNA from Rosa chinensis, 980 nucleotides. RefSeq names its product transcription factor MYB73. The record is from RefSeq and is a predicted model, not a curated record. The transcript has a single exon. Lineage: Eukaryota; Viridiplantae; Streptophyta; Magnoliopsida; Rosales; Rosaceae. Gene Ontology annotation, biological process: regulation of DNA-templated transcription. The coding region runs from base 48 to 980 and encodes 310 amino acids. Gene Ontology annotation, cellular component: nucleus. Gene Ontology annotation, molecular function: RNA polymerase II cis-regulatory region sequence-specific DNA binding; DNA-binding transcription factor activity, RNA polymerase II-specific.
AGUUAAUUUCUGUUACGUGAAUAAGAGAGCGGUUUUACGGUUCAUGCAUGCCAACAACCCCUCCAUUCAUUCAUCAAAAACGGUUAAAGAACUCAUCUCUCUCUCUCUUCAACUCCAUCCCCCCAUUUCUUCUUCUUCUUCUUCUUCUUCUUCGAAACUCACAAAGGGCACCAUCUAAAUCUUCUUCUUCUUCUUCUUCGAAACUCACAGACACCAUGAGCGGCGGUGGUGAUAAUAGAGUGAAGGGGUCGUGGAGUCCUCAGGAGGACUCAACGCUGAUCAAGCUGGUGGCGGAGCACGGCCCGCGCAACUGGUCCUUGAUCAGCUCCGGCAUCCCCGGCCGGUCCGGAAAGUCGUGUAGGCUGAGGUGGUGCAACCAGCUCAGCCCCGACGUGCAGCACAAGCCGUUCUCGCCGGCCGAAGACGCCGCGAUCGUCAGGGCCCACGCUCUGCACGGCAACAAGUGGGCCACCAUCGCCCGGCUCCUCCCCGGCCGCACCGACAAUGCCAUCAAGAACCACUGGAACUCCACGCUCCGGCGGCGGAGGCUGGCCGAGUCGAGCUCGGCCUCUUCCGAGUUGAAGCGGUUGAUUGGCGCCACGUCGGACGACCCGGAGACGAAGCGGCAGUGCUUGCGUGGGGCGUCGGCGGAGGAGGAUAGUUUCAAAGCGGUUGCGGCGGGAGUAGAGGGCGUGCUGACGUCACUGACGCUGUCGCCGCCUGGGCAGAAAGUGGAAAACGAGGUCGUUUUGAAGAGUGAGGAGGUGGGGGAGGAGGAGGAAGAGGACAAUGAUGAUCACCAAGAGGAGGCGGUGGAUGACGAGGAGAAAUGUACGGUGGAGAUGGAGGAGACGUGUCUGAUGACGAUGAUGCAGCGGAUGAUAGCCCAGGAGGUGAGGAACUACAUCGAGAGCUUACGGGCCGAGAAUGGGCUAGUAUUUGGGCUACAGUCGACGGUCCAAAAUGAUCGGAAAUGUUGA